Molecule: messenger RNA, 1522 nt
Organism: Drosophila montana
Lineage: Eukaryota; Metazoa; Arthropoda; Insecta; Diptera; Drosophilidae
Product: protein FAM151B
Exons: 4
Coding region: 387-1301 (304 amino acids)
Source: RefSeq, a predicted model, not a curated record
CACGCAGUUUCAUUUUUACUGCAGUGGCAUUCGUUCAAACUGCUCCAGAAAGCAGCGGCCUAAUAAAAGUUAUAUUAUAAACCGUCACUGGUAGGCACGCACACAAUCACACAUAUACACACACACACACACACACACACAUUUCCUCAAACUAUACAUGUACACAUAGAGAAAAUUGAACUCUAUUUGUGUGUAAACAAUUCAUGUGACAUUCUCUGUGAGCGUCGAUUCCAAAUUGCUUUGUCAAAGCACACUUUGUGGUUAAAAUCAAUGGAGCAGCUUUAAACAACAGCGUCUAUUAUUACGAGCUGGCAACACUGCAGUCGCCGCAGAAUUUGCCCGGUGAAAUUGUGCUGCAGGAUCAGGAACAGAAUGCGACAGUAGAAAUGGUCCGUUUUGACAAGGGAAAACUCAUUGCCAAGGCGGCUAACCUAACCGCCAUUAGCUGGGCGCAUGCCGUCAACAGUCAGCAGCUAUUGGCCGAUGCGCUUAGUGGUGAAAUUGAUAUGAUUGAGGCAGAUAUCGUGCUCGGCCAGCUGAAUGGCGAGGGACCAGAUUUGCCGGUGAUGGCGCAUCCGCCUAUAAACAUAUCGGAUUUGACGUUGGAGGACUUUUUGCUUCAAAUUAAGGCGCACAACGAGCUUCACGAGGGUGCCGAAAAGGGCGUAAAGCUGGACUUUAAAUCUAUCGAAGUAUUUGAGGGUUCGUUGGGCAUUCUGGAUGAGAUCAUACCAAAGAUGGCCUAUCCCAUUUGGAUAAACGCAGACAUUAUCAGUGGACCUUUGGAGCAAAACAAUUCAGUGCCAGUGGAUCCGGCACGCUUCUUUGCCGGAUGCAUGCGCUACAAACAGGCCGUACUCUCCAUUGGCUGGACUACCAGAUGGGGCGCAAAUUACCGAGAGGGCGAGUACACUCAGGAGCAGUGCAAUGCAAUGCUGCAGGCCAUCAAUGACAACAAUGUGACCUCUACCGGGCAGGCCAUUACUUUUCCAGUGCGUGCCGGCAUUGCCGCGAACAGCGCCUCACAACUGCACAAUCUGGUGUCCGCUGUGAAUGAAACUAGUGAGAGCACUUUGACCAUUUGGUCCUCAGCCGACGACUACGUAGAUGUGGCGCAGCUGCGCAAGCUAAUCUUCAGUUUUGGCUUGGAUCGUGUCUAUUUGGAUGUGCCAGAGGAGCUGUCUUCGAAGCUAGAUUUGGGAAACACAGGCAGUGGCGCUGGCACCUUCAAUUCGUUGGUUAGCUUCAGCUUCGUCAGCCUGUGCUUCUGGGCCUUUUCGAGCUGGCUUCAGAGCGUAUAAACGAACUGUUGCGGUUUUUGUUUACUCUUUUCUUUUUUAUUUCAGUUUUAUUUUCUUUGUUUUUAUGUUACGCGUGUAUUCACUGGAAAAUGCUCUUUGCGUUUAAGCUUUGUAUCACUUCAUUUGAAUGCGAACGCGAAUUGGAGCCGCGUUGUAUAAAAGCUAACUAAAAAAAUAUGCAUUAAAUUUAUAUAUGAAUAUAAAUAUAUAAUAUAAAAAUA